GGGACGGAGGUGGCGCGCUAGUUGCAGCCGUGCAGGACUGCAAGGGGGAGGUCGCGACCCACGGCAAUCUUUCAAUCUUGAACAUCUCAAGUCACCUAGGACUUAUAUUCAAGCUGAUAUUCAGAAACAUUCAAGAUGGUCAAGUUCACACAAGUGGAGCUCCGAGAAAUGAUGGACAAGAAAAAGAACAUUCGUAAUGUGUCUGUUAUUGCUCAUCUGAGCCAUGGCAAGUCUACCCUUACAGAAUCUCUUGUGGCAGCUGCUGGGAUGAUUAGACAUGGAGGUGAUGUUCAAGUUCCCAUGGCUGGUAGUCAUGCAGAUGUAGCAGAGCCUGCGAUGUCCAUCAGAUCUGCUGGCACUUCUCUUUUGUAUGAGAUGAAGAAUGAUUCGUUCAAGUCUUGCAAAGGUGAAAGAGAUGGUGACAAAUACCUGGUCAACCUUAUUGAUUCACCUGGGCACACUGAUUUUUCUUCAGAAGUCACAACUGCUCUUCGUGUUACUGAUGGUGCUAUGUUGGUAAUUGAUGCACUCGAGGGUGUCUGUAUGCAAACUGAAGCUGUUCUGUGCCAGGCCCUUAAUGAGAUGGUUAAACCUGUUCUUUGUCUCAACAAGAUGGACAAGUUAUUCCCUGCCCUCCAAAUUGAAAGUGCAAAACCUGAAUCUAUAGAGGGCAAGUUAUUCCCUGCCCUCCAAGAUGAUGGUGCAGAACCUGAAUCUAUGGGUGAGGAAGCCUACAGAAUUCUGUCCAAUGUCAUUGAGAAUUCCAAUGAAAUUGUGAAAGCAUGUGAUGCUGAGCGCCUUGGUGAUGUCCAAGUCUACCCUGAGACCUCCUCUGUUGCCUUUGCUUCUGGUUUACAUGGUUGGGCAUUUACUAUCGCUAGCUUUGCUAAGAAGUAUGCCUUAAAGUAUGGAGUCGAUGAAGCUAAAUUUGCAAAGAGGCUUUGGGGUGAUUAUUUUUUUGACUCUACAACAAAAGAAUGGACCAGUAAGAACAGUGGCCCCGACCGUUGCAUUAGAGGCUUCGUACAGUUAUGCUAUAGUCCAAUCAACACAGUUCUCAUGGCCUGCAUGAAUGACAAUAAGGGUGAAUUGUGGGAUCUUUGCCACAAGCUUGGGGUGAACUUGAGGGAUGAUGAGAAGGACCUAACAGGUUUGGCUCUUGUGAAGUGUGUCAUGCAAACUUGGCUCCCAGCCAGUACUGCUCUGCUUGAGAUGAUGAUCUGCCACCUCCCCUCUCCGUUAGAAGCACAGGAAUAUCGUGUGGAGAACCUGUAUGAGGGCCCCCUUGAUGAUAAGUACGCAGAAGCUAUUAAACAAUGUGAUCCUGAAGGUCCUCUUAUGCUGUACGUUUCCAAGAUGGUUCCAGCAUCUGAUGUGGGCAGAUUUUUCGCGUUUGGUCGUGUCUUUUCUGGAAGGAUUGCAGCUGGCAUGAAGGUCCGGGUCAUGGGGCCUUCCUAUGUCCCCAGCAUGGAAACUGAUUUGUUCGUGGAGUCUGUCCAGCGUACCAUUAUAUGGAUGGGAAAGAAUCAAUGUGACGUUCCGGAUGUUCCUUGUGGUAACACAGUUGGACUGAUUGGUCUGGAUGCAUCUAUAACAAAGAGUGCUACCCUGACAAGUGAGAAGGAGGUUGAUGCACACCCAAUCAGAGCAAUGAAGCUCCCUGUAUGCCCUCUGAUGUUUGUUACAGUUAACUGCAAGGUUCUGUUUGAGUCUCCCAAACUUGUACAAGGUUUGAAGCGUCUGGCGAUGUCUGAUCCCGUAGUUCUGUGGAGCAAGAUAGAGCCUGGUACCUAUACGGUUGCUGGAGUGGGAGAGCUUCAUCUGGAAAUUUGCUUGAAGGAUCUACAGAACGACUUUAUGGAUGGUGUUGAAGUUGUUGUUUCCAGUCCGCCUGUUGUUUCCUUCCGUGAGACUGUUCGCAAGUCUUGUGAUCCCGUGAAGAGUGUGCCCAGAAACAAUAAAAUCCAAUGCAGCCUGUCUCUGGUAGCCCGCCCCUUGCAUGAAAAACUAGUCGAUGCUAUUGAGGAUGGUCGCUUCGGUCCACGCACUGAUCAUGUGGUACGAUCUGAGAUCCUUUCUAAGCAUGGUUGGGAUAAGGAUCUCGGCGAUAAGAUCUGGUGCUUUGGUCCUGAUGCUGUUGGCCCGAAUGUGAUUGUUAAUAGGUGCAAUAUAAAACAGAAUGAUCUGGAGUUAGCGAAGGAAGCUAUUGUGGCUGGCUUCGAGAUGGUGGCAAAAGAAGGUGCAUUGGCAAAAGAAAGGAUGCAUGGCAUAUGCUUUGAGGUUCAUGAUGUUAGUAUACGUGUUGAUGAAGCUUUGAGAGGUAAAACUGCUCAGCUCAAUGAGAUGGUUAGGACAGCACUUAUUGAGUGUCAGCUCGCCGCCAAGCCGAGGCUUCUCGAACCCACCUACACUGUGGCGAUCCAGUGCCCUGAGAGUGCCCUCAGCACUAUCUAUGGAAUUCUCCAUCAGAGGAAAGCUUCCGUGUAUGAGGACUUCGUAAGAGAAGAAACGACACUGCACAUCCUGAAGGCUUACGUUUCAGUUUAUGAUUCCUUUGGCCUCUCCAAGGCAAUCAGUACUGCAACAAAUAAGCUGGUCAUGCCGCAGUGUAUUUUUGAAGAGUGGAGCGACAUGUGUUCUGAUCCUUUCCAAGCAAAAUGCACUGGCUGGGCAAAUGGUCUUGGAUAUCCGCAAGAGGAAGAAGAUGGGCAGGCCCUCUUUCCAGAAGUAGCCCUAGCUUUAAUUGAUUUAACGUACGUAUGUUGUUGUUGUGAUUUGGCAUGUUCUGAGUGCGCUAUUCUCCUUGCGAGCAUGCAGUGCUGGGGUUCACUCCACUUGAUCGAUCGCCAACGACAUCACCCCUGAAGGGAGGGGCUGCUGCUCCCCCUAGCUAGGUAGGUCUAAUGGAACUGGCUUUUCACACUGAGCUGAACUGUUUAGCGUCGUUGCUGCCUCAAGUGUUAAGAAGGAAAUUGGUGUCAAUGUACCUGAUGUCGCGAUGUUGCUCGAUCAGCAAGUGCUAUCCGUUGAGGAUUUUGCAUGCUGCCCUACGUCUUCUUCCUGAUCGAGUGCCCUAGUUUUUGCUAAAUACUACAUGCCAUGUGUACUGAUCUUAGUGGAUGGAGUCUCUGUAGUGAUCGCUCGGCAAACCUGGUUAUAGACGCCGUUGCUCUGCAAGUGCUAGCCGUAGAGGAUUUUGCAUGCUGCUCUACAUCUCCUGAUGGACUGCCCUAGUUUUUGUUGAAUGUUUGGUUCCAAUUUUGGCCAGUCAUGCCAUGUACUAGAAUUGAUCUCAGUGAA
Molecule: messenger RNA, 3300 nt
Organism: Hordeum vulgare subsp. vulgare (domesticated barley)
Lineage: Eukaryota; Viridiplantae; Streptophyta; Magnoliopsida; Poales; Poaceae
Product: elongation factor 2-like
Exons: 4
Coding region: 136-2865 (909 amino acids)
Biological process (GO): translational elongation
Cellular component (GO): cytosol; ribonucleoprotein complex
Molecular function (GO): GTPase activity; ribosome binding; translation elongation factor activity
Source: RefSeq, a predicted model, not a curated record